CCUUAGAUCUCACUUUCCGGUCAGUACCGAGAUCCCUGAAGGCUGGUUGGGCUGGUGAGGCCUGAGGAAUAGAAGUACUGCUGAGUGGCCAGCUUCUGGGAUUUCUGAGAAGCCCUGCUCAAUACAAGAUGGACCCUGUGGUCUUGAGUUAUAUGGACAGUCUAUUGCGACAAUCAGAUGUCUCACUAUUGGACCCUCCAAACUGGCUCAACGACCACAUUAUUGGGUUUACCUUUGAAUACUUUGCCAGUAGUCAGUUUCAUGAUUGCUCAGACCAUGUCUGCUUCAUCAGCCCUGAAGUCACCCAGUUCAUUAAGUGCACCAGCAGCCCUGCAGAGAUUGCCAUGUUCCUUGAACCCCUGGAUCUUCCCCACAAAAGAGUGGUAUUCUUAGCCAUCAAUGAUAAUUCUAACCAGGCAGCCGGAGGUACCCACUGGAGUUUGUUGGUUUAUCUCCAAGAUAAAAAUAGCUUCUUUCAUUAUGAUUCCCAUAGCAGGAGCAACUCAAUCCAUGCAAAACAGGUAGCAGAGAAACUGAAGGCUUUCUUAGGGAGCAAAGGAGACAAACUGGUCUUUGUGGAAGAGAAAGCCCCAGCUCAACAGAACAGCUAUGACUGUGGGAUGUACGUGAUAUGUAACACCGAGGCCUUGUGUCAAAAUCUCUUUAGACGACAGCCGGAAUCCCCACUGCAGCUCCUCACCCCGACAUACAUCACAAAGAAGAGGGGAGAAUGGAAAGAUCUAAUUGCCAGACUUGCUAAAAAAAAAACCAAAGUAGCUACUGAAGAAUGCUUGUGAUGUUUGAAGUCUGGUCUUUCUGCCUUUCUCUAUGGUGACAGCCUCAGUGCCUGAGGGAAAAACACUAGUAGAUGAAAGUUUACUAUUCCUGCUUCUUUAUUGUUCUGAAAGAAUGUCAUCCUCUGCGUUCUCUGAAUGGGAAGUUUCACUGUAACCCUGAGGAGAGCAGUGCAUUCUGUGAAAAUGUCUGGAACUUAUGUACCAAAACCUUAAAAAAAAAAAAAAAAAACUCAUUACACAGUUUCAAGUAAGAGUCUUCUUUUCUUGUUGGUAUAAAACUAUUGUCCCUUUUGGUCUCCCUUCCUCGUUGGCUUAUUCCAAAGAAGUGAUAUUCCAAAGCAAACCAAUAAGAUAUGAGAUCUAAAGAUGUGCCUGAAGAAAACAACAGAAGAACCAACAUCUUUGUCUCAUAGCCAUAGUGAGAGGCAUCUGACUGGAAGUGGAUCGUUACCUAACUCCAUUUAUGGCCUUCGAUUUAUAAAAAUAAGGUAUUCUCUGGUGCAAAGGCUUUCCUGUCUGCAAAUAAUAUAGAUGCCUUUAGCUCAUCUUUAUCUAUUUCCUGGAAUGCUUUAAGAACAUGGAACUUCAUUAAAAUAAAUGCCUGUGGGCUGGGAAAUAACUUUGAGGAAGAGCACCUGCUGUGGUGUGCAGGAAGCCUUGAACUCAAUUCCACACUGCAGUAAAUUUAACACAACAACCCCCCUGCUGGCGUGUGGCGCAUCUCUUGUUUCCCUCAGUGAAUAGGUGACUCAGCUCUAAGUGUAAUGACUUCCCUUUGCUGUGUCCUUUACAGGUACAUAGUCCCUCCCUUUAUCUCACAUGCUUUGGUUCUAAAACUCACAGUUGAUAACUAA
Rattus rattus (black rat) is the source of this 1651-nucleotide messenger RNA. It is a transcript of the gene Senp8, whose product is annotated as SUMO peptidase family member, NEDD8 specific. Gene Ontology annotation, molecular function: cysteine-type peptidase activity; deNEDDylase activity. The record is from RefSeq and is a predicted model, not a curated record. Gene Ontology annotation, biological process: proteolysis. NCBI's taxonomy places the organism in Eukaryota, Metazoa, Chordata, Mammalia, Rodentia, Muridae. Bases 129 to 797 code for a protein of 222 amino acids. The transcript has 3 exons.